CACCUUUUUGGAUCACCCUGUAGAAUAAAAUAUAAUUUCCACUGCAUGGGUUAUGAACAUUCCUUACUUUAUGUUUUGCAUAUUGCCUGAUUGAGAGAACUAGGGCGGUAAUAAAUUCAGAACCAUCACUGACCAGUAUUUUCUGGAAAGGAAUCGAAAAUAAAUCCUCAACAAGAUGGGUUCAUCGUCCGAAGCGGCCUUCGCCGAAGAGGUCCUGCAGCUUCACAACGAGUAUCGGGCAUUGCAUGGCUCUCCUCCGCUGACCCUCGACAAAGAGAUGUGCAAAUACAGCCAAUCAUGGGCGCAGCAAUUGGCACAAUGGAAAGAACUGAAACACCGGCAAGGCGCAGGUCGAGAUGAAGGGAAACAAUACGGGGAAAAUCUUUUUAUGUACGGGUCAACGGGAGAAGCUCAUGUCAAGCCCAAAGAUGCUGUUGAAUGUUGGUACAACGAUAUCCGGAACUACAAUUUCAACUCUGCUGGCUGGUCACGCAAUACUGGCCACUUCACGCAGAUGGUGUGGACAACAAGUCGUCGAUUGGGGGUGGGGAGAGCCAAGACAAAAGAUGGCAAGGCCUGGUACGUCGUCUGUAAUUAUGAUCCACCAGGGAAUUGCACUAGACGCUACGAUGAGUUCGUACCACGGCCCAUCGUUCAAACUGGGAAAAAAGUAGUUCAUGACACAGCCCCCAGUCGCUCUAACGAAGUCGAUGACGAGGCCGAGAACAUUCGCCGUAUGAAGAUCGAUGAUGAGACCACCCCCCUUGGAGACUCUCACCAUUCUCCAGAUGAAGAAUCAGAUUUCGAGAGGGGGAUGCUGAAACGACACAAUCACCAUCGGAAGAAACACGGAUCGCCUCUCCUAAUUUUGGAUAAAGAGUUGAGCAGGCAGAGCCAAGAAUGGGCAGAGACACUGGCAAAAGAGAACCGAGGGAUGAAGCACCGUCCGCAAGAGAAAUACGGCGCUUGCUUGUACCAAAUCAGCGGCGAUAGCUGUACCGUCAUUCCGAAGGACGUAGUGGACUUCUGGUACAAGAAGAUGAAAGAUUUCGAUUUUCAGAACCCCGAAGGAAAUGCUGCCACAGGAGGGACUCAAGUGAUUUGGAAGGACUCACAGCGCUUGGGAGUGGGGAAGGCCUCGACGGAAGACGGAAAGACGUGGUUUAUCGUGGCUUACUACGAUCCGCCUGGAAACGUCACAGGAAGAUUUGCUGGAAAUGUCCUUCCUAGAAGAACUUCUUCCAGCUGAGACUAAAGGCGUCCGACCAUGCUGUCGAUUUAUUAUUCUGUUAAAUGAUUGAUUUCUCAAAUGACCUCAUGAAUUUCUCGAUGGUGACUCCCUCAGAUGUUUGGCAGCGGUUAUAGUUUCUAUACCUGGUUAUGACCUGAUAGCAAGCAUACGUACAUUAUAUCCCCUUCAUGAUAAUUGAAUUCUAUUGCUACCGUUACGUACUCGGGCUGAUGCAAAAUCAUUGGAAGUCGAGGAGGAACGGUAGGGAAACACUACACUGACAUUCCCGGGAUUUCAUUUAUGUAUUAACAUAGUACCUCACAUUCUCCCCCACACUUUUGGCAUCGGAAUAUCCAACCUUCAAACCCAAAGACGAAAUAUUGGUAGGGCUGUUUCAUUGCGUGACAUAGCGUGCAAAUUCUACUUGCACAAUAAAUCGUUGGCUCAACAGCAAUAUUUGAAGUAUUCUGAUUCUGCCG
Messenger RNA from Darwinula stevensoni, 1710 nucleotides. NCBI's taxonomy places the organism in Eukaryota, Metazoa, Arthropoda, Ostracoda, Podocopida, Darwinulidae. The record is from the annotation of a GenBank genome assembly.